AUGGCAGGCCUCUUCUCCACGGGGACCUCAUCGUCCACUACAGCACCUAGCCAAACCCUCGGCGACCUCUCCAAGGACGUCGCCCUCAACAACCCUCCCGAAGACAGCAUCUCCGACAUCGCCUUCUCGCCGGCGCAGGGAAAUACGGACUUCCUCGCCGUGUCGAGUUGGGACAAGAAGGUCCGCAUCUACGAAAUCGCCAGCACCGGCCAGAGCGAAGGCCGCCACAUCUACGAACACGCCGGUCCCGUCUUCAACGUCGAUUUCUCCAAGGACGGCACCAAGAUCGCCUCGGCGGGCGCCGAUAACCAGGUUAAGGUGUGCGAUUUGGCCAGCACGCAAACGGCUCAGGUGGGAGCUCACGAUCAGCCCGUUCGGUGCGUGCGCUUCUUCGAGUCCGGGAAUGGGCCCAUGGUCGUUUCUGGUUCGUGGGAUAAGACUAUCAAGUAUUGGGAUAUGAGGCAGCAGCAGCCCGCUGCUCAGAUUCAGUGCCAGGAACGCGUUUAUACGAUGGACGUUAAGGAUAAUCUUUUGGUCAUGGGUACGGCUGACCGCUACAUUAACGUCAUUGAUCUAAAGAACCCUACCAAGUUCUACAAGACCCUCCAGAGCCCGCUCAAGUGGCAGACGAAGGUAGUCAGCUGCUUUACGGACUCGGCUGGUUUCGCCAUCGGAAGUAUUGAGGGCCGUUGCGCUAUUCAAUACGUGGAAGAUAAGGAUAGCUCAUCCAACUUCUCCUUCAAAUGCCACCGCGACCCCCCAUCCAACAACGUCGUCACUGUCCAUGCCGUAAACGACAUCUCCUUCCACCCCGUCUACGGAACCUUCAGCACCGCUGGCUCCGACGGCUCCUUCCACUUCUGGGACAAGGACGCCAAGCACCGUCUCAAGGGCUACCCCAACGUCGGCGGCAGCAUCGUUGCCACCACCUUCAACAAGACGGGUAACAUCUUCGCCUACGCCAUCUCCUACGACUGGAGCAAGGGCUACCAACACAACACGACGCAGUAUCCUAUCAAGGUUAUGCUUCAUCCUGUUGACGCUGAUGAGUGCAAGCCUAGACCGGCGGUCAAGAAGCGGUAA
Messenger RNA from Scedosporium apiospermum, 1083 nucleotides. Its product is annotated as Poly(A)+ RNA export protein. The transcript is spliced from 2 exons. Gene Ontology annotation, biological process: RNA export from nucleus; transcription-dependent tethering of RNA polymerase II gene DNA at nuclear periphery. Gene Ontology annotation, molecular function: ubiquitin binding; RNA binding. The record is from RefSeq and is a predicted model, not a curated record. Gene Ontology annotation, cellular component: nuclear pore. Lineage: Eukaryota; Fungi; Ascomycota; Sordariomycetes; Microascales; Microascaceae. Bases 1 to 1083 code for a protein of 360 amino acids.